Molecule: messenger RNA, 1832 nt
Organism: Exophiala oligosperma
Lineage: Eukaryota; Fungi; Ascomycota; Eurotiomycetes; Chaetothyriales; Herpotrichiellaceae
Exons: 1
Coding region: 185-1672 (495 amino acids)
Source: RefSeq, a predicted model, not a curated record
CGGGGCUUUGACGCGUCGCGGUCGCGUUGUUAAUAAGUUGUAAGCGAAACCUCCACGAAAGGGACGAGACAACAACAAAGGCCAUCAUUACUUUGUAUAAACACCAGAAUUGUCUGAUUACAGAGCACAGGCUGUCGUCAAUUACGAUGACUAGGUUCUGUGUAUAAAAUGCAGUCACACAAGGAUGAUGGAUCAUCCCGCCGAGGCCAGCGGGACGAGAUUGACACCAUGCCUCGACCGACUCUUUCGCACGUACGUCAAACCAGCGAGCAUGAUUCUAAAGAUCGAGCACAUUUCUUGGAAGAUAAAACGAUAUGACUCUAGGAAAGUGAAAGAGGUUUCCAAUCUGCAUCAUACCUCUGCUUCACUAGUCACAACCACAACCACAAAUUCGAAAGCAAAGUACCUUCACCUAGUAGUCUCUGACGAUCAACUUCAAGUCCAGGCAAUCUUUGUCCCACCGUCAAACACUGGCAAGCAUCUCAGAUUACACAAAGGCGACAUUGUUGAGAUCAGGAAGUUCCAGGUCAGAAAGGCACCCCGCUUGAAUGGUCAAGGACAUGUGAUCUACUUGAGUGUGGACGAAUGUAAACGGGUCGGUCCAGAUAGAGAGAUCAAGGCAAUCGGCGAGGCAGAACUUGAGUUCGAGGGUGGAUUCCUCCGCGAGGACGUCGACGAGGCGAAUGACGAUGCAAUGCCGAUUGAUUCGGCAGAUGCUAGGAUUUACAGGAAGCCUUCACCGGUACGAUUGGCGGAAGCUUCACUUGACUUGGAUUUGCCUGGGAAACGAAGCCUGAGUAGUACCCUUGGACUAGCCACAGACGCCCGGUAUCAACCCAAGAGGAGACAUCUGCACCAGCGAUCGAAACCACCCAAGUACGACACAGGCUCUGACGAUGAAGUAGAUUCGUUUGAUACUUUGACAGUAUCACAAUCACAAAUUGAAAAUAGAAGGGAAGCACUCAGACGAAUCAGUCAGCAUUCACUUCCUCAUACACCAGGCCCUUCGAGUCUUUACUAUUACAGCGAAGUAGUCAGUGGCGACGAUGACGACGACGACGACCUGACUGAAGAGCCAUUUCUACGACCAGCCAAAGAGUAUGGAUCCCCAUCUGUCUAUGUCGACGAGGACAGAAAGUUGAAGGAGACAUACCUCGUGAAAGACCAUCAAUCAACUGCGGUGACAGAAUUCCGCCAUGGCUCUGCCUCGCUUCCAAUCCAUACACUCUCCUCUCUUCUGGAUUCGAAGUCCUCCUUACCAAGGACAUGCUCCGUCCUUGCCGUUGUGAGUUGGGUGUCGCCUUCGAUCAUUUUCAAGCCCAAUACACCAUACCCACCCAAACGGCACAUCAAGAUCCACGAUCCAUCCAUCAGUCACCGUCAGGCUGGUAUCACCGUGGCUGUGUUUGUGGAUGCAAAGGGCUUCCUGCCACCGAUUGGUACAAUCGGCCUACUCAGAGGUGUCGUCGUGCAUACUUUUGGUGAAGAAAUCAUUUUGAACAAGUAUGCCAGACACUCAAGCGCUUCCGACAGCACCAUGGGCACAUGUCCAGAUGAGCCUGAGGAUUGGUUCGUGACAGACCAAAGGACAUUGGACGAUCUUGGCUUUGACGUGACACCCUUACAGAUUUGGUGGAACGAAAGAGUGAAGAGAAAAGAGGGGUCAAAGUGAAUGAGAGCUGAUAUGUAUCAAUGACUUUGGCCUUGGGAAGUGACUUUACUAUCUGAGGAUCGAAUUCAUGGAAAUAUACUGCAAAAUGGUAUUGACUUACUCCCUGUUCACCUUUAGAGGUCCAAAUUACUCGUGAGUACCAACCCAUUUUCUAAGAAAC